This is a messenger RNA of Diaporthe batatas, 2933 nucleotides long. RefSeq names its product trifunctional histidinol dehydrogenase/phosphoribosyl-AMP cyclohydrolase/phosphoribosyl-ATP diphosphatase. Bases 190 to 2784 code for a protein of 864 amino acids. Gene Ontology annotation, biological process: L-histidine biosynthetic process. Gene Ontology annotation, molecular function: NAD binding; phosphoribosyl-AMP cyclohydrolase activity; metal ion binding. Gene Ontology annotation, cellular component: cytoplasm. The transcript is spliced from 2 exons. Lineage: Eukaryota; Fungi; Ascomycota; Sordariomycetes; Diaporthales; Diaporthaceae. The record is from RefSeq and is a predicted model, not a curated record.
CUCAUAUCAAAGAUAGUGGUGUGACUUGUAAGAGAGAAAACAGUUAAUAGUUUGACUUGGAUUGGUCUUUGUGAUCUUUCAAGUUCAUCUCCAAGUCAGCUUAGCCCGUCUGUCUCUCUCUUGCUCCCCACCCCUCUCUCUCCCAGUCGCAUACCCCGUCAUCGCCGUUUCGGCAUCCGCACAAACGUUAUGGAGACGACUUUGCCCCUCCCCUUCCUGGUCUGCCUUGCUGCACUCCCCGGCCUGGCAGGGCCGGAGGGUCUGAGUCGGGAGGAAAUCAGCUGCCUUGGUUUGGUUUUUGCUGAAGUUACUCCGGAGACCGUGGAUGAGACCCUCACCUUCCUCAGCCAGCACAAUGUCGAUUUCCUGCCGUUUCUGGACUUGACUCGCCUCGAGUCCAAGGACGACGUCCUGUCCCUGCUCGACGCCGGCGCACGGAAGGUAUUCGUGAAGCCUGAGAACCUGUCAGAGUAUACCCAGUACGGCUCUCGAGUGGCCCCUGCCGUCAAGAGUCUCGAUGCUCUCGAGUCGGCCACGGAGCAUGGGCUCCUCCUUUCAGACUUUGAUCACUCCAAAUGUGAGAUUGGCCCGUUCCUGGAGAAGGCAAAGUCGACAAAGAUCAAGAACCUCUUUAUCAAGCCUGUUGAGGGCGCCAUCCUUGAGCACUUCAUCGAUGUCGCUGCCCAGCUGGGGGCCACUCCUAUUCUUCCCUCCUCCGGCAUGACCACCGCCAAGGACACCAGCAGCAAAUUGUCAGUCUCAAAAGUGCUGUGUUCCACCUGGAGCUCGGACCGUCCAGACAACCUCAUCCCCACCGUUGUUACGGAUGAGAACGGCAUCGCUCUUGGUCUGGUCUACAGCAGCGAAGAAAGCGUCGGGGAGGCUUUACGAACCCAGACUGGCGUCUACCAAAGUAGGAAGCGUGGCCUUUGGUACAAGGGAGCGAGCUCAGGAGACACGCAGGAGCUCGUCAGGAUCUCUCUGGACUGCGACAGUGACGCAUUGAAGUUUGUCGUUCGGCAAAAGGGCCGCUUCUGCCACCUUGAGCAGUUUGGCUGUUUUGGGGAGCUCAAGGGCAUACCCCGGCUGGAGCAGACGCUGAAGUCUAGGAAGCAAUCCGCACCGGAGGGGUCAUAUACGGCGCGUCUUUUCAACGACGAGAAACUCCUGCGGGCCAAGAUCAUGGAAGAGGCCGAGGAACUGUGCGACGCCAAGUCCCAGCAAGACGUGGCCUUUGAGGCCGCUGAUCUCAUCUACUUUGCCCUGACGAGGGCUGUCUCGGCCGGUGUGAGCCUGUCAGAUAUUGAGAAGAGCCUUGACGCCAAGAGCUGGAAGGUGAAGAGGCGGACGGGUGACGCCAAGGGCAAGUGGGCUGAGAAGGAGGGCAUCAAGCCUGUCGACGGGACCACCACGGCAGCAGUCACCGCGCCAGCCACAUCGAGUCCUGUCUCAUCCUCGGACAGGAUCACUAUGCAGCGUCACGACCUGUCCGCGCUUGCACCUGGUCAGCUGCAGCAAGUGCUGAACAGACCAUCACAGAAGUCUGCCGAUUCAAUUAUGAAGAUCGUCGUGCCUAUCAUCGACGAUGUCAAGAAGAAUGGUGACAAGGCUCUCCUGUCUUAUACUCAAAGGUUCGAGAAAGCCAGCUCCCUGACUACCACAGUCAUCAAGGCUCCUUUCCCCGAAUCCCUCAUGCAGCUUCCCGCCGAGACCAUCAAGGCUAUCGACACAUCUUUCGACAACAUCAAGAAGUUCCACGCUGCGCAACAAGAAGAAAAGCCUCUCCGCGUCGAGACCAUGCCCGGGGUGGUCUGCAGCCGAUUCUCCCGGCCGAUUGAGCGCGUUGGUCUCUACGUUCCUGGUGGCACGGCUGUUCUACCUUCUACGGCCCUCAUGCUUGGCGUUCCUGCCAUGGUCGCCGGCUGUAAGAAGAUUGUCCUCGCCUCGCCACCACGGUCCGACGGCAGCGUAACCCCUGAGAUUGUAUAUGCUGCACACAAGGUCGGUGCCGAAAGCAUUGUGCUCGCUGGUGGCGCCCAGGCCGUUGCAGCGAUGGCAUAUGGCACCGAGAGCGUGAGCAAGGUGGACAAGAUCCUCGGCCCGGGCAAUCAAUUUGUGACUGCCGCCAAGAUGUACGUCAGCAAUGACACCAACGCCGGCGUGAGCAUCGACAUGCCAGCGGGCCCUUCGGAGGUUCUCGUCAUCGCCGACAAGGAUGCCAACCCCGCUUUCGUGGCAAGCGACCUGCUCAGCCAGGCCGAGCACGGCGUGGACAGUCAGGUCAUCCUCAUCGCCGUGGAUCUUUCCCACGAGGGGCUGCAGGCUAUCGAGGACGAGCUACACAAGCAGGCCAUGGCCCUGCCGCGGGUUGAGAUUGUGCGCGGGGCCAUUGCCCACUCUGUCACCAUCCAGGUCAAGACGGUCGAACAGGCGAUGGAGGUCAGCAACGAGUACGCACCAGAACACUUGAUCCUACAGCUCAAAGACGCCGAGAAGGUCUGCGAGCUGGUCAUGAAUGCGGGCAGUGUGUUCAUCGGCCAGUGGACGCCCGAGAGUGUCGGUGAUUACUCCGCUGGAGUGAACCACUCACUACCAACCUACGGAUAUGCCAAGCAGUACUCGGGUGUCAAUCUUGGGUCAUUUAUCAAGCAUAUCACCAGCGCCAACCUCACAGCUGAAGGACUGCGAAACGUUGGCGGGGCUGUGAUGCAGCUGGCUAAGGUGGAGGAACUCGAGGCUCACAGAAGGGCCGUUGGCAUUCGCAUUGAGCACAUGGACAAGUAGAUGCAUUGUUGCCCAUCCAUCAAAGACAGUGACGAGACGCAGAUAGCUUGACAGCCAUGUAUAGAACUGCCAGGAUGUGAAUAGGAAUGAGAUCGUGUAGAUACUUGAAGUAACGCUAAACCGUUAAAGCAUGGCUGACCUGCCCAUAC